CAUGUCGUCCGGCUGUUUCAGAGUCACCCUGGCCCUGUAAGAGCAACUCUGUUCGCCCAUAAUUCAUUACUCAAGCCGCGUCCAAGGGCUUCUUUGUCUGUUUGCCGUUGCUCUGGCUGCCGUCGGGGGGGGCUCAGUGCAAGAGUGCAAUGUUUUCUCCCGCAUGACGCAUCAACACAUGCAACAAUCGAGUCGAUGCGUCUUUUCUCUCCCGGCAUGUGCACAUGGUUCGUAGAAAUAACAAUCGCGGGCGUAUUAUUACGAGGUAUUAUAUUAGGCGCAGCACCUCAUGCAAGCCCUUGGUACUGGAGAUUGAGGCGACAAGGCAACAGGGAAACAAGGCAACAAGGCAACAAUGCAGAACACAUGAAACCAAGUCUGCAUAUCUCAUUCGUCCGUCAGAAACUAGGCUGGGUACCGUCGCGUCGCGUUUGGGGUCAAAAGAUACAGGCAUUCGCUCUGCUGAUGGAGAAUCGAUUAAGGUCCUCUCAAAUUAAUAUGUACAGGGGAUGGUCGUCUACGCUUGCUAGGAGUGAAUGAGAGUGGAACGUUGCCUAAUCUUACAUUCCAUGC
This is a messenger RNA of Pseudovirgaria hyperparasitica, 573 nucleotides long. RefSeq lists its product as uncharacterized. Bases 196 to 540 code for a protein of 114 amino acids. The record is from RefSeq and is a predicted model, not a curated record. Lineage: Eukaryota; Fungi; Ascomycota; Dothideomycetes; Acrospermales; Acrospermaceae. The transcript has 2 exons.